This is a messenger RNA of Anastrepha obliqua, 890 nucleotides long. RefSeq names its product dolichol-phosphate mannosyltransferase subunit 1 (gene Dpm1). The transcript is spliced from 3 exons. Gene Ontology annotation, biological process: GPI anchor biosynthetic process; protein O-linked glycosylation via mannose. The record is from RefSeq and is a predicted model, not a curated record. Gene Ontology annotation, cellular component: endoplasmic reticulum membrane. Gene Ontology annotation, molecular function: dolichyl-phosphate beta-D-mannosyltransferase activity. The coding region runs from base 81 to 806 and encodes 241 amino acids. NCBI's taxonomy places the organism in Eukaryota, Metazoa, Arthropoda, Insecta, Diptera, Tephritidae.
CGUCAGCCGGUUGUGUAGGUUUGUGUACUUUUAUAACAGCUUACAAUUAAAUUAAGGACAAAAUAUUAAAUAGCGGCGAUAUGCUCGCCAGUGAACGUAAAUACAGCAUAUUGCUGCCUACAUAUAACGAGAGGGAGAAUUUGCCUAUUAUAAUUUGGCUUAUUGUCAAAUAUCUCACUGAAAGUGGUUUCAAAUAUGAAGUUAUUAUAAUUGACGACGGUAGUCCCGAUGGCACUUUGGAUGUUGCUAAAGAUCUCCAGAAAAUCUAUGGCGAAGAGACAAUAAUACUACGGCCGCGUGCGUCAAAAUUAGGUCUUGGUACUGCUUAUAUACAUGGCAUCAAGCAUGCGACGGGAGAUUUUAUUAUUAUAAUGGACGCCGAUUUAAGUCACCAUCCCAAAUUCAUUCCCAAGUUCAUUGAGCUGCAAGCGAAGGAAGAUUACGAUAUAGUUUCUGGUACACGGUAUGGCGGUGAUGGUGGAGUUUAUGGUUGGGAUUUUAAGCGCAAGCUUAUUUCUCGUGGUGCCAACUUUCUUUCUCAAAUUUUGCUCCGCCCAAAUGCCUCUGACCUGACGGGCUCGUUUCGUCUAUACAAAAAGAAUGUUCUUGAGAAAUGUAUUUCCAGUUGUGUGUCAAAGGGAUACGUCUUCCAGAUGGAAAUGUUAGUGCGUGCACGUCAGCAUGGCUUCAGCAUUGGUGAGGUGCCCAUAACUUUUGUAGACCGCGUUUAUGGUACUUCAAAGCUUGGCGGUACGGAGAUAAUACAAUUUGCCAAAAAUUUGUUAUACUUAUUUGCCACAACGUAAAAGUUCUGUAUAUAGCGAUAUUUCUCUACAACCGGAAUACACUAUAAGUCGAAAAAUAGAUUUAAAGAACUGGAAUAUGUAUUA